Molecule: messenger RNA, 3090 nt
Organism: Elaeis guineensis (African oil palm)
Lineage: Eukaryota; Viridiplantae; Streptophyta; Magnoliopsida; Arecales; Arecaceae
Source: RefSeq, a predicted model, not a curated record
GUCCCAAGCUGUUUCGACCUUAGCGGUCACCAUCCAAUCAAUUCAUAUCAUCCAAAGCGUGCUAAUGUCAUGACUUGUCCUUUGACUUGAUCUUCAAAGAGACUCCCGAGCGAAUUCUUUGCAAACGUAUGGUCAGCAAGAAGCCUUUUUUUUUUUUCUUUUCCCAUCUUUCACAUGCUUAACACAUGAACGAGUGUUGAAUAGUUGAUUACGUUUUCCUUUUUUCUUUCGUUGAUGUAAUGGAAGGUCGGCAUACCACCAGGAUUUUAUUGAGUGAGAGGGAGUUAAUUACCUUCUCUCUUGCUUGCAGGAGGAAAAUUGUGCCAUACUCUACCCCUUUGCAUGGCUCCAUCUUUUCUAACUUCUUGAGACACGUGAUAGGAUGUGACCCUCCUUUCUGAUGACGACCAUUGAAAGCUACGGAGCAUCCUGCGUGGAAAUUGCACUGUAGAUUCCUGGUUGCUCUAAAUUUGGUAACGUGCAUGUCCACGUCAAAAUCUGCAACUGGCCGGCAACGGACACACACUCGAAGUCACCAUCCACGUUGAAUAUAUAACGGGACUUAGAGCAUUUUUUUCAAUGCCUUUUUAUGCCUCCAGGACUUGUUGCCUAACACGCAAGAUAUACUUAAAUAUUGAGGGCGGUAAGAAGCCACGAAACAAUAAGAAUGAACCAUCCAGUGAGCCUUGGAAAACACAUGGAAAACGCCUUCUUGGUUGUAGAGUAAAUGCACGGAAAAAAACAAAAAUCCAUUUAUGGUUCACAAACAUUACCAAACAUUAUCUCAAAAUAAAUUAAAAAAUAAAUCCAACUCUCCUUGGUAACCAUUUAAAAAGCCACCUAACCCAUCCACCCAUGCAAAAGCACUCGAUCGCAGAUCGACGCAAUACUCCUAAGGAGACAUUCUUUGUGAAAGGACCGGGGUUUCUUGCAGCAACUCAAUUACCUCUUUCAAUGAUUUUCUCCUCUUUGAGCUCUUCCAAUAAUUCUCUCCUUUUUGAUGAGGGCCGAUGGGUGAUCCAGAUUUGUAGCACCCUUGAAGAGGAGGUCGAAGAGGGUGCUCGAAUCCCCGUCUCGGUCUUCAGCGUUCCCAAGAUAUUGCUCUCCAACAAACCCGAAGCCUACAUUCCCGAGCUCUUCGCACUCGGACCAUACCACCAUUGGCAUCCCCAGCUCUACGAGAUGGAGCGCUACAAACUUGCCACUGCCAGGAGGACACAAAAAAAGCUCCAAAGCACCAAACUCCACCAACUGGUCGAGUACUUCAUUAAGAAAGAGCACAUGAUUAGAUCUCACUAUCAUAGGCACCUUGAUUUCAAUGGUGAGACUUUGGCAUGGAUGAUGGCCAUCGAUGCGUCUUUCUUGCUUGAGUUCCUUCGCAACUAUUCCGAGGCAGAGGGAAAGGUCUUCAGAAGGGUCCCAACAAUGUCCCAUAUGGUGGAUGCUGAAAGGAUCAAGUUGGCCUAUAAUUGUAUCCUUAGGGACAUCAUGAUGCUCGAGAACCAGAUACCACUCUUUCUAGUACGAAAGAUUCUACGAUUUCAAUGCCCUUCGUAUCAAAUAGCUGAUAAAGAUCUCUCGAACAUGUUGAUAGGAUUUGUGAAGGCAGUUUCUCCAUUCGAAGUGAUGAAGAACUUUCCAAGCAUCGACGUUAAAAGGUAUGCCCACGUGUUACAACUACUAUACUUCAUGAUUGUUCCCAAGGCCAAGGAAGGAAGCGAAACCAUUAAUGAAACCGAAGUCCAUGUCGAUAUCCCCGAGUUGAAUGAGACGAAGCCCAUGGGUAAUCCUAGCUAUGUGAAGCAGCUCUUUAAUUCAGUUUGGAGUCGGGCAUCGGACCUAAAAAUCAUGGAAGUCCCUGCUACGAGGCCCAUCAAAUUCCUAGGGAAGCUUCCAUGGAAGAUCAUCUCCAAGCUCCCAGGGGUCUCGAUCUUGACUGCUCCCAUUGCAAAGCUCUUCUUCUUCCAAGGUGAUGAGAAAUCAAAAGACGAAGACUCUACUGAUGACGAACCACCUUUGGUCGAAGAAAUAAUGAUCCCUUCAGUGACUGAGCUCAGCAAGGCUGGGGUGAAGUUCUCACCAACAAAGGGGGACUUGACGACAGUAUCGUUCAACUCGAGAACUGCCACAUUUUAUCUCCCAGCCGUUAGUUUGGACGUCAACACUGAAGUCCUAUUGAGGAAUUUAGUAGCUUAUGAGACAGCAGUUGAGUUGGGGCCGAUGGUCUUCACUCGGUACACCGAGUUGAUGAACGGGAUUAUAGACACCGAGGAGGACGUGAAGCUCUUGAGGCAAAGCGGGAUCAUCUUGAACCGGAUGAAGAACGACGAGGAGGUGGCGAAGCUCUGGAAUGCGAUGAGCAGAUCGGUGAGGUUGACGAAAGUAGGCUUCAUAGACAAAGUGUUGGUGGAUGUGAACAAGUUUCAUAGCAGUAGGUGGAGUGUUAAGGCCCGGAAGAUCAUGAAGACCUAUGUGUUUGGGUCGUGGCAGAUCCUUACAUUCCUGGCGGCUAUCUUGCUCCUGUUGUUGACGUGCGUGCAGGCCUUCUGCUCGGUCUAUAGCUGUGGAUCCCGCUGGCUCAAUGUCACAAACGCGGGGUUGCAGUGAAGUGUUCCGGUUAUGGAAUUUAGCUGGCCAGUCGAUCACUGAUAAAAGAAGACAUACUAAAAAUAAGGGGAAAGGACUGGAAAGAACGACACUUUUUUUAUCAUAGAUGGAUCGAUUACAUUCCCUGCAAUACAACAACCGCACGCGUGUGUGUAGCCUUAAAAUUUAACUAGAAUAUCAAUUAGAUAAAUCAGAAUAACAAUUAACUCUAUCAAGGUAAUAUCUUCAUAUUUAUCCAUCUAGGAAUUACCCAACUUGAAUUUUCUGAUUCAAAUUAAGUUUAUCCUUUCAACAUCCUCAGAAAUGUAAUUAUCUUCCAUCAAUAAUUCCAAGUGAAUUCUUCAAUUUGCAAAAUACUUCCGAGAGGUUUUGUAAAAAUAUCUGCGAUUUGAUCUCCGGACUUGAUGUACUCCAAUUUUAUCUUCUUCUUCUUGACUUAGUCUUCAAUAAAAUAUAAAUGUAUAUCGGUGUGCUUGCUUCGUU